Chara braunii is the source of this 3976-nucleotide messenger RNA. Lineage: Eukaryota; Viridiplantae; Streptophyta; Charophyceae; Charales; Characeae. The record is from the annotation of a GenBank genome assembly.
GGCGGAGAGGAUUUUCUCUUCCCUAGAUUCAUUACGACGUCGGGGGACGGCUGAGCUCAGGUGUGAAUAAGGCGAUGGGUAGAAUUGCAAAAAGAACGAGGGCUGCCCAGGAUGUUGCCCCACCGCAGCCGCCAGCGGAAGCCGUGUGUGAUGACGGAAGAAAGACAGAGUCGGACGUGGAAGAUCAUGGGGACAGUGAUGAGGACGGACUGGAAUUGUCUUCCGACGAGAGUGUAGACACCGGCGACGAAGACGAACACGAUUCUGGAGACAGCAGUGGCGAUGAAAGGGGUGAUGCAUCGUCGUCGGGAGAGAGUGAGGAGGAGAGAGAAGGCGGCGGGAAAGGUGAUCUUUCUGCAGAAGAGAGGGAGAGGGAGAGGGAGAGCGAGAGCGAGAGCGACGUGGAAGAACCUGACGACGAAAAGGACGGAUUGGACGUUGAUGUCCGAGACGCUGUGGAAACGUAUUGGCGAGCGAGGGAGCGGCGAGCGGGAACUGAUGUGGGAGGUGGGAGAGGAGAGGUUGAUGGAGACCGGGGGAUCGACGAUAAUGAGGAGGAAGAGGAGGCAGGAAAAGGAGAUCCCGUGCCACAUGUACAGGAGAGCGAUUCGUCCGAAGAUGAGAGGCCUUCGAGAAACACGAUUGGCAAUGUGCCACUUGAAUGGUACAAGGACGAGGAACAUAUCGGCUACGACAGGGAGGGGAAGAAGAUCAUCAAGCAGCAGCGCAAGGAUCAAUUGGAUACGUUUCUGGAUCGAGCAGACGACCCCAAGAGCUGGAGGAAAGUGUACGACGAAUACAACGACGAGGAGAUUACACUAACCAAAGAGGAAAUCAGAAUCAUUAACCGCAUCCGGAAGGGCAAGAUUCCGCACGCAGAGGUCAAUCCGUACGAGCCGUACGUUGAUUGGUUCGACUACAAGGAUGGCAUCCAUCCUUUGUCGAACAUGCCCGAGCCUAAGCGGCGUUUCAUCCCAUCGAAAUGGGAGGCGAAGGCGGUGGUGAAGUUGGUAAGGGCGAUCCGGAAGGGCUGGAUCAAGGAGCAGAAGCCGAAAGAAGCGCCCAAGUACUAUCUUCUUUGGGAAGAUGAUGUCCAGGUGUCCUCAAAGACUGUCAACGGACUUGCCUACAUUCCUCCUCCCAAGAACAAGCCUCCAGGCCACGAGGAAUCGUACAACCCACCACUCGAAUACCUCCCCACCGAAGAAGAGCGUAAUGCGUACGAGCUGAUGGACGACGAGGACCGACCCAAGUUCAUUCCUGCAAGGUUCGAUUCAAUGCGUCUGGUCCCGUCGUACGGCAACUUCAUCAAGGAGCGCUUCGAGAGGUGUCUAGAUCUGUACCUCUGCCCGAGGGCUCGCAAGAAGAGGUUGAAUAUCGAUCCCAAGACGCUUAUCCCGAAGCUGCCGAAGCCUAAGGAUUUACAGCCGUUCCCAACACAACUGUUCCUGGAGUUUUUGGGACAUAAAGCUGCGGUGUCAGCGAUCUGCACCGAUCCAUCAGGUCAGUGGAUGGCCUCUGGGUCCAGGGACGGGACCGUCCGGAUCUGGGAGGUGCAGACAGGAAGGUGUAGAAGAGUGUGCGACCUGGGCGGCGAAGUGCGGCACGUGGCAUGGAACCCUAAUCCCAGCUUGCCCAUCCUUUCCGUGUCUAUCGGCAAUUUCCUGCUGCUGAUGAACUCCGGAACAGGAAGCAAAGAGGUCUCCGAAAGCGUAGAUAAGCUCUUGACGCUAGUUGACAAGCCACCUCCACGGAGAAGUAUGGAGAACGACGACGAAGGAGGUGAGGGAGGAGGAAAGGACUCUGCCGCUGCCGCCGCCGCCGCCGCCAGCUUCGUUGAAUGGGAGCGAUUGGACCUCGGCGGAGGGGUGGAAGGCCAAGCGUUGCAGAUUGUGCACAAGUACCCUGUUCGAUCCUCGUCGUGGCAUCACAAGGGGGAUUACUUCUCCACCGUGGCCCCCGAUGGAUUGUCGAGAUCCGUAAUGGUGCACCAGCUGUCUAAGCAACAGACGCAGAACCCUUUUAAGAAGAACCAGGGGCGCGUGGCUCGCGUGCUGUUCCAUCCUACGCGGCCUUUCUUCUUCGUUGCGACCAAGACUCAUGUGCGGAUUUACAACCUGGUUAAGCAGCAGUUAGCGAAGAAGUUAAUCACGGGAGUGCAGUCCAUAUCGUCCAUGGAUGUGCAUCCCGGAGGGGACAACCUGAUCAUCGGAAGCGAAGAUACCAAACUCUGUUGGUUCGACAUGGAUCUGUCUACCAAACCCUAUCGCACGCUUAGGUACCACAAGGAUGCGAUCCGAUCUGUCGCGUUUCAUCGGCGAUAUCCUCUUUUCGCUUCCUGUGGCGACGAUGGCUCGGCGCAUGUCUUUCAUGGCAUGGUUUAUUCAGACUUGCUCCAGAACCCGCUCAUCGUGCCCGUUAAGAUCUUGAAGGGCCAUGGGAUUGUCAAUGGCCAGGGUGUCAUGGACUGCGUGUUCCAUCCAACGCAACCAUGGCUCUUCACGGCCGCGGCAGACAACGCAAUCAGGCUCUUCUGCAACUAGACUAGACAAGACAUCCUUCGUCGUUCGUCUUUGGGAAACCUACAUAUCACCGAGAACUGUCAUGCGGCGAGGUAGUAAUGAGGUAGCAGUGCGGUAGUGGUGCUGCAUUCCUUAUUGUCGGGAUUAACGAGUGCCGUUGGUUGGUGUUCAGUGGAGCAGCGUGGGGUGAUUGCGAGCACGCAAGGAGACAUGAGAAUGGAGAGAGAGCAUCCAUACUUCUAUCAUCGAUGCGGUGAUUGCGGUAUUUGUGCAACGACCGGUCCUGGGUUUAGGGUUUAGGGCAUGAGAUUAAAUCCCUGGACCGAAGAAGAACACAACGAUCGGGAUUAGUUCCAUAAGUGAAGAGAUGGUGACUUCUCGUGGCACACGAUGUAGAAAGGGCCACGCGCGCAUCAUGUCGGCGUGGAUUUAUGCAGUACCCUCCAUUAUUAUUACGCAAUUUCGUGUUUGUGUGUUAGCGAGGUGGCCUAGGAUCAACAGAGGUGAGGGGGGAAAGGGAAUGAAGAGGAAGGGGUUAACAUGAAUGAACGUCGCAGUGGUUCUGAGUGCUAAUCAUUGUGGGUCAUCCAGUUGCGAACGCUAUUACGCAUUCUAGGAGGGGUUGCGUGCAUUUUUCUCGUUGUUUUUUUUCUUUUCCCUGUUUUUUGGGGGUACCUGGACUCACUUGGAGGAGAAGAAAGCAGACAUAGUAGAAAGUUGAGGAGUAAGUGUGGCUGCUGCGGAGAGAGAGGGACAUAUGCAAGAGAGACAGAGAGAGACAGAGAGAGACAGAGAGAGAGAAAGGCGCAAUUUUGAAGAGGCAUUUUUUGCAUACCAUGUAGGGGAUUGCUGUUUAUUUCGAUGCCAUGUAAAGAGUCGGAUAAGCCCGAGAGAGUAGACAGCAGGUCUCAGAGGAGUGGAGUCUGAAGACCUGUGAGCAACCGGUGUGUGUGUGUGUGUGUGUGUGUGUGUGUGUGUGUGUGUGUGUGUGUGAGAGAGAGAGAGAGAGAGAGUUGGAUGGAGGGCUCUGUGAAUUCUCAAGUUUCGUGUUUUGACUACGUGUCAUUGACCAGAGGUGAUGACCUGAGAUAGGCAGUAGGAAAGAGGGCUGAAAGGAAGGUCGAGCAAGGACCUACUUUGUGUGUUUGUAUGCCCUUUAUUUUUUGCGCCACUGUUUGCAACUGUUAUUUGUAUUUGCGUGGGUGUUCGUGUGCAGGGUGCUUGCAUGCUUUUCUAAGACGCCCAAGCACACUGUCUGCCUGCACGAGCGUGUGUGUGUGUGCAUGUGUGCGUGCGUGUGCAUGUGUGUGUGUGUGUGUGUGUGUGUGUGUGUGUGUGUGUGUGUGUGUGUGUGUGUGUGAUGUGGUAUUGGUAAUGGAGAAACCUGUCAGAAUUUCAUCUCCCAUUUCCUGUCUCCUCUUCUAGUGUACUACUAGUAAAUGCAUACGAAUGAG